AUGGAGCCGUCGAUACGGUGCGUCGUCGACGUCGUCCACGCCUCGCGCGCCCGCGGGUGCCUCAGUCUCGCCGGUGGGGGCACGAAGGCGCUGAGUUGGCUCGUCGGUGCGCCCGGAUGCUCGAGAACUUUGAUCGACGCGCGCGUCCCGUACGCUCGAGAGGCCACGGACGAGGCCGCGGGAAAGGGAGGAUUGGGUACGACGUCGUACGCGUCCGUGGACGCCGCGACGGCGCUGGCGGAGGCGUCGUACGAGCGCGCGGUGCGGAUGGGCGGGGCGAGCGGGCGGGACGCGCGGGCGACAUUCGGCUUGGGCGCGGCGUGCGCGUUGACGAGCGAAGAUGUGCGAGAUAUGCGGGGUGAUCGGAGGUGCUUCGUGGUUACGAGAAGUGCGAGCAGGGCGGUGACGUACGAGAUGCGGUUAGAUCGGGAGAGCGGACGGACGCGGUUCGACGAGGAGGAGUGCGCGAGUCGCUUGGUCCUGCGCGCGUUGUUCGAGGAAGCGAGACGGUUCCCGGACGACGUUGAGGGGGAUUCCGUGGGCGGACGCGAGAGGUUGGAUGUCUCGCCCGACGCCGGGAUGGAUUUAGUUCGAGACGUACUGUCAACGAGCGAGAUGGAGGGGCUCGUGGUGACGACGAUGGAGGAGUCGGCGUACGAGUCCGGGACGACGCGGGACGUUCUCGAGCGGUGGUUACGAACGGCGUCCGAUGACGAUGGCUCGGAAUCGAUAUUGGGACGACGGAUACGCGGUGCGGAGAUGUUAGAGUUCACGGGAGGUAGGCUUACCGCGGUGGGGGCUUCGCGAGCGAAUGUCAUCCUGAGUGGCUCCUUCAACCCGCUCCACGACGGCCAUCGUGAGUUGCUCGCCGCCGCAAUCGCGAUGAAACCACUCGGUGCGAUCGGAGCGUACGAAAUUGGCGUCACGAACGCGGACAAGGGUACGCUCGCAGUGGACGAGAUCGCCCGCAGACUGGAGCAGUUCUCCGACCCGGACUGCGUGUGUGUUCUCACCAAGACGCCCCUCUUCGUGGACAAGACUGGGGUCCUUCCUGGGACCACCUUCGUCGUCGGCGUCGACACUGCCAUUCGUUUGCUCGACCCAAAGUAUGCGGGUUCCCAAGAGGCCCUCUCCGACUCCCUCGAGCGCGUCCGGGACAACUCCUGCGACUUCGUCGUGGCCGGCCGCCUCGACCGCUCCACCGCCACUUUCGUUCCUCCGCACGACGUAUUUGCCUCCGCACGCGCGUGCGGCGCCGCCUCUCUCUUCACCCCUAUGAAUGACUUCCGUGUUGACCUCUCGAGCACCGAGAUCCGGGCGAAGACCACCCCUCGUUGA
This is a messenger RNA of Ostreococcus tauri, 1338 nucleotides long. RefSeq names its product Rossmann-like alpha/beta/alpha sandwich fold. NCBI's taxonomy places the organism in Eukaryota, Viridiplantae, Chlorophyta, Mamiellophyceae, Mamiellales, Bathycoccaceae. The transcript has a single exon. The record is from RefSeq and is a predicted model, not a curated record. The coding region runs from base 1 to 1338 and encodes 445 amino acids. Gene Ontology annotation, cellular component: cytoplasm; nucleus. Gene Ontology annotation, molecular function: nicotinamide-nucleotide adenylyltransferase activity; ATP hydrolysis activity.